Molecule: messenger RNA, 987 nt
Organism: Rotaria sp. Silwood1
Lineage: Eukaryota; Metazoa; Rotifera; Eurotatoria; Philodinida; Philodinidae
Source: the annotation of a GenBank genome assembly
AUGAUUACCAACGAUACCUUUGAGGGUAAUGAUAAUAAUGAUGACGUUGUAUUUCAUGAAUCGGAGAUAUCCAUACCUCGUCCAAUUCGAUUUUGGCUUUUAUUAUUAUUUGAUAUUCCAUCCAUCAUAUGUUCUUUAUUUUUACUUUUUCAUCUUUUAUUUAAUAAAACUUUACGAUGUCAUUUAAUAAAUCAACUUAUGAUUGUUUUACUUAUCAUUGGACUAAUAAUAGAAUUAGCGGAUAUCCAAUUUUAUCUUAACUUUUUACGUAUUGGUAUUGUACAACCAGCAAUACCUUUCAUAUGCAUCUUAUGGUGGUUUAUGGAUUUAGGUCUAUAUAAUGGAUAUACAAUAAUUAUGGCAUGGAGUACUAUUCAUCGUUACUUAUUUAUAUUUCAUGAUCAACUAAUUUUUCAAGGAAAGAAACGUUUUCUUUUUCAUUAUUUACCUCUAAUCAUUUUACUUCUCUAUAUAUUGACUUUUUAUAUAAAAGUGAUAAUCUUUCCACCAUGUAUGCAUAUAUUUGAUUAUACAUUACCUGUUUGUAAUGAUUCUCCAUGUUAUUUGAAUAAUCUUGUUCUUGGCAUAUGGGAUUCUGUUGUGAAUAGUAUUUUACCAACAUUUAUCAUAUGUAUUUUUAGUGUCAUUAUUCUUAUUCGUGUUCAUUAUCAAAAACGACAUGUUAUUAAUCAACGUAACCGAUGGCGUAAAGAACGUAAAAUGGCAAUUCAAUUAAUUUCUAGUUCUGUUGUAUAUCUUAUACCCAAUAUUCCUCUCAAUCUUAUAAUGUUGGCUCAUCUUUGUGGUCUACCAGAAAGUGUAGGGGUUAAAGUUGAACUGUACUUCGAUUUUUUAUGUUACUUCGUCAUAUUUCUAUAUCCUUUCAUAUGUCUUGGUUUUAUAUCUGACGUACGGAAGAAAAUACAAUGGAGAAGGUUAUUUUUACUACAGCGACCACAACAAAAUCCAAUUGUUAGACCUCAAUGA